UCAUGCUUUGCAUUUAAAAGGCAGCUUCGAUCCGUUCGGUUUAUUUCACCCUUAUCAAUUGUGCCGAAAAUGGCUGUGGAAAAAAACGGAGGAGUCGCACUCGCCCAUCCCUUGGAAGGCGAGGAGGUCGUCAUUACAGGGGUGUCUGGACGUUUUCCCAACUCGGACGACGUAUACCAGUACAGGAGCAACAUCUAUAACAAAGUUGAUAUGGUCACAAGUGAUCAUGGGCGCUGGUUACCGACCAACCCCGAGAUACCCCAUCGUAUUGGUAAAAUUAAUCAUCUCGAGAAGCUGGACGCUGGUCAAUUUGAUUUGCAUUACCACGAAGCCAACCAGAUGGAUCCCAUGAUCAAGAUUUCCUUGGAGAAGGCGUACGAGGCGAUCGUUGAUGCCGGUUACAACGUGAACGAGAUGAAAGGUGCGGACUGUGGUGUCUUCAUGGGGUGCUGCUUUUCGGAAACCGAGGAGGCGGUACUUAUGGCGACGAAUACCAGCCCAAACUUUGGCCUGACAGGGUGUUCUCGAUCAAUGAGUGAGAUAUCGGUAUAUUAUAAUAUAUGGGCCACAACUCACAUUUUGAUUUACGAUAUUCUUAGAUUGAGAGAGGGCAAUUGA
Photinus pyralis (common eastern firefly) is the source of this 618-nucleotide messenger RNA. RefSeq names its product fatty acid synthase-like. Gene Ontology annotation, molecular function: fatty acid synthase activity. The transcript has 5 exons. The record is from RefSeq and is a predicted model, not a curated record. Bases 70 to 618 code for a protein of 182 amino acids. NCBI's taxonomy places the organism in Eukaryota, Metazoa, Arthropoda, Insecta, Coleoptera, Lampyridae. Gene Ontology annotation, biological process: fatty acid biosynthetic process.